This is a messenger RNA of Arabidopsis lyrata subsp. lyrata, 1870 nucleotides long. RefSeq names its product triose phosphate/phosphate translocator TPT, chloroplastic. The transcript has 12 exons. Gene Ontology annotation, cellular component: Golgi apparatus; membrane. Gene Ontology annotation, biological process: transmembrane transport. Lineage: Eukaryota; Viridiplantae; Streptophyta; Magnoliopsida; Brassicales; Brassicaceae. The record is from RefSeq and is a predicted model, not a curated record. The coding region runs from base 368 to 1606 and encodes 412 amino acids. Gene Ontology annotation, molecular function: antiporter activity.
AACUUCAAUUAUUAUUAUCUUCCAAAAAAACAAAAUUAUACAGAUGAUGAUGAUAUGGAACUUCGAUUGGCUAAUAUUCACUGUGUCUCUCUAAAAACCAUCCACUUAUCAAGAUAAGAUGGACCCUACACUCAUCCAAUCUAAACCAAUAUCUCACGAUUCUUAUCUAAUCACAUCAUUCUCAACCGUUAGAUCAAAUUCACCAUUAACCGUAUCAUACGCCCAUACACCGCGACACACUAGAUUAACCAAAUCAAGAUCAUCGUAGCCGUCCGAUCAAUAAGUAUCAUCUCUUGAAAUACUCGAAAACCUCAUAUCUUCGCUUCCUCUUUGCUCUCACUGUCUAAAACUCUGAAUUUCGAUUUCAAUGGAGUCACGCGUGCUGUUACGCGCCACCGCGAAUGUCGUCGGAAUUCCGAAAUUGAGACGACCUAUCGGAGCGAUCCACCGUCAAUUCAGCACUGCGUCGUCAUCUUCCUCGUCUUUCUCGGUUAAACCAAUCGGAGGAAUCGGAGAAGGAGCGAAUCUGAUCUCCGGUCGUCAGCUUCGUCCGAUUCUUCUUCUCGAUUCGUCGGCGAUCAACGGCGGAGAGAAAAGAGAGAUUCUCAAACCGGUUAAAGCCGCCGCUGCUGAAGGUGGAGAUACCGCUGGGGAAGCUAAAGUUGGAUUCCUCGCCAAGUAUCCAUGGCUAGUCACUGGGUUCUUCUUCUUCAUGUGGUACUUCUUGAAUGUGAUUUUCAACAUCCUUAACAAGAAGAUCUAUAAUUACUUCCCUUAUCCCUAUUUUGUAUCGGUGAUACACUUGUUCGUGGGAGUGGUAUACUGCUUGAUCAGCUGGUCCGUGGGCCUUCCUAAACGAGCCCCAAUUGACUCGAAUCUCCUCAAGGUAUUGAUACCAGUUGCAGUCUGUCACGCCAUAGGCCAUGUCACUAGCAAUGUUUCCUUUGCCGCGGUUGCUGUCUCCUUCACCCACACCAUCAAAGCACUUGAGCCAUUCUUCAAUGCGGCUGCUUCUCAAUUCAUUAUGGGACAAUCCAUCCCCAUAACAUUAUGGUUGUCUCUAGCUCCUGUUGUUCUUGGUGUUGCAAUGGCUUCACUUACUGAGCUAUCAUUCAACUGGCUUGGUUUCAUCAGUGCCAUGAUCUCAAACAUUUCCUUCACUUACCGAAGCAUCUUCUCCAAGAAAGCCAUGACUGAUAUGGACAGUACAAAUGUCUACGCUUACAUCUCCAUCAUCGCUCUCUUUGUCUGCAUUCCUCCUGCCAUCAUCGUUGAAGGUCCUAAACUACUGAACCAUGGUUUCGCCGACGCCAUUGCUAAAGUUGGAAUGACAAAAUUCAUCUCUGAUCUCUUCUGGGUUGGAAUGUUUUACCAUCUCUACAAUCAGUUGGCUACAAAUACCUUGGAAAGGGUCGCACCGCUGACUCACGCGGUUGGAAACGUGCUGAAACGUGUGUUCGUGAUCGGUUUCUCCAUCGUUAUCUUCGGAAACAAGAUAUCGACACAGACAGGUAUAGGAACAGGAAUAGCCAUUGCUGGUGUUGCAAUGUACUCUAUCAUUAAGGCCAAGAUCGAAGAAGAGAAACGGCAAGGAAAGAAAGCUUAGAGAGCGACGUAAGACGGCGGUCGACGGUUGCAUAAACAAGUCCUCCGAUGGAUAUAUUUAUAUAAUAAAUAACCAAAUGCAAUAGUAUGUUGUAUUGUACCAUCAACCAUUGUUUUCGAGUUUUUCCUUUCUUUGUUUUUUUGCUUUCUGAAAAGUUAUAUAUAAUUUUUUAUUCUGUUUUUAAUGGAGAACAUUUCCAUUUCUUUUGAUAUGCAAUUAUCUUGACGGAUAAAAGGCAUAAUAAUGUAUUUAUUUGCUCUUAUA